AUGGAAAUUUAAUCAUUUUCUCCUAUGUUAGAUAGAGUUAUGGCUCAAGAAAUAUAAUCAGUUAGUUGGAGUAAAACUAUGGAUGUUUGUGCAAUCUUAUAUAUUAAUAACUAAUUAGAAAUAUGCAGAGUAAGUGAAUAAUUACAAAGAAUGUUCAUUAUUUAAGAAGAUGAUACCAUCAGUAAUAUUAUUGUGGAAAGUAUUUACAAUUAUUAAAAUUAGGUACAUUUUUGACUUAUAAUGUUGGAAAUAAAUUAUUUAUAUAUUAAUUGGCAUCUCAUCAAAAAAUUAUUCAAUCUACUUUAAUCAAGAAUUAAGAUAAAAUCACUCAAAUGCUUCUUGUUUAAGUGAAUGUCAAAAUUAUUAAAGAAUAGGAAUUAUAACCAGCGAUAAUUCCAUUAUCUACUACAAACUUGUAAUAUAAUUUUAAUAUUAAUAGAAAAAAUUGGUAAAAUCUUUAUUUUUUAAAAUAAUCAUAAAUAAAUAAUAUCAUAUUCUCUUUAACUAAUAGAUAGAUUGCUUAUAAUUUUAAUGGGAUAUUUCAUUUAGGAGAAAUAGAACAUAAAAAUAUAAUUUAAUUAUAAUAAUUAGAAAAUGAAUUGCAUUGUUUUUCAGAUUCAAAUAUUGAAAUUUAUGAUAUUAGUUUAAUGAAACAUUAAUAAAUUUUAGUAUAACAUUUAUUUUAUCUAGAAAUACAUUUAAUAAUUAAGUUAUUUAAAUGAACUAUUUUGUUUUUUAAAAACAUCAAUUUUAUAAAUAAAUACUCAAUUACAAGAUAUAUUCAAAUGCUAUCAAUUAAACAUAAUAGGUCCAUUGUUAGCAUUUGGACCUUAAGAAACAAUCAAUAUCAAUAUAUUACAAUUUUAUUAAAAAGGAAAUUGUCCACAAGAACUUGUUCAAUUUUUUCAAAAGGAAUUGUAUAAUACAAAAAUUUUAUAAAAAAUGGAUGAUGUAAAUAAAUAUAAUUAAUUUAAAUUAAGAAUAUCACAAACAGUUUUAAUAAUAUAUAAGAAAUUAUUUAGGAUUCAUUGAUGAAUGUCUUAUCAAGAAUAUUAAUCAUUCUUAAUUUCUUUAUUUAAACAAAAAAUAUGUAAAAAUAAUAAAUUGAUAUUUUAUUAGGCCCUUUUAUUAAGGUUUAAAUAAAACUCCUUUUGAAGAAUUAUAAUAAACAGUCUAAAAGAUUUAAAAAUUAUAUAGCAGAUUUUAAAUAGAAUGUCAUUAAACUAAAUUACAUUUAAGAAACUUUUUUGUUUGGUUAAAUUUAUGUGCAAUAAAAUCAGGAAAUGAAUAAGAAGCUGAAUGUGAGAAUGUAAAUUCACAUCUAAAUAAAAUAGAAGUAGAUCUAUCAAAAUUAUUUGAUUUUUUAAAAGAUAAUCACUUAUUUUAAUUAAGAAAUUUGUAAUGUUUCUAUUAAGGAAAAAUAUGUAUAUUACAAAUUUCAUUUAAAUAGCACCAAAAACAUUUUUUACUAAAGUUGUAGUAUAGAAAAAUAUAGAGUUUGAAUAAACAGAAAACAUUACAAAGAUUUUAUAAAAUAUAUUUAAAGAUAGUUAUAUGGAAUAAAUUUAAUAAAAUAAAAAUAAUAUAGAAUCUGAAGAAUCUUUUGAAACAGUCAAUUCAUUAGUUAGAGAAUUAUAAAAUAAUUUAGAUAAAAUUGCAAUUAAUUUGAAACCUAAAAUUAUAAACAAAAUCAACAUUAAUCUUUCUGGUUAAUUAAUCAGAUUUUCUGAAGAAUCAGAAAAUUCAUAUUUUGUAUCAGUAUUAAUAGAUAAUACCAUUAUUUAAUAUACUUAUUAAUAAAAGAGUUUCUUCCAAUUUAAUAAGAUUUAACUCAAUAAUAAAUAUAUUAAAGAGUUAUAAUAUUUUUAAGGAAAACUAAUCAUUUUAAGUACAAAUAAAUAAGAAAAUUAAUAAAAUCUCUUAAUGAGAACAUAAUAAUAAAAAGAUGAAGGAUUAUUUAAUUAAAUUUAAUAGACAGCAUAUAUUUCAACAGAAGAUUUGUAAACUCAAAACAAAUUUGAAUGUCACUCAAUCAAAGAUCUCAAAGUUAGUAAAAAAGGAUUAAUAUCAAUUAUAAUAGAUUCUAAAAAAUUGAUUAUUCUUUCCAUUUGA
Molecule: messenger RNA, 2112 nt
Organism: Paramecium primaurelia
Lineage: Eukaryota; Ciliophora; Oligohymenophorea; Peniculida; Parameciidae
Source: the annotation of a GenBank genome assembly